CACUAAGUGCUUAAUUUUGUUGAAGCAAAGGAGUGUUAGAAGGUGUCAGAAGCCACAAUGUCAGGUAAAAACUUCCAGGGACUGAAGGAACAGGCUGAAGGUGCAGCAAAAAAUGCCGAAAGCACACUGGGACGGGUUACUCAGGAUGCAGUCAACCAGAUUACAGAUGCAAGCCAGAAAGCUAUUGACAAGGCUUCCAAGAUGGCGCAAGAUGGAGUAGAAAAAGCAAGCGAACAAGCUGCAGAAGCAAUGUCUGGCCUUGGGAAAAAAUGUGGAUUUAAGAAAUGAUGCUAAUCUAAGCAAACAGUAUCGCAUGUAAAAAGCUCUCUUUGGUCUGCAAUUCCCUACUCCUUUGUGUAGAAAAAUGAAAGUUGUUUGAUACCUGAAUAAUUUCUCUUCAAAUAGAAAAUUUUAAGGCAGAAGGCCCCCCUCAUCCUUCAUAUGAGAAUAAUACAUCUUUUAGCACAACUGCUCACAAUCUUCAGCAUGGCUCAUAAGGCUUCAGCAAUGCUAUUGCCCUACUCUUACAACAGCGCAAUGAUUAUUGCCACAUUUGCUGAGUGUAUUUACAAAACCAGUGAAACUGUUCAUACUCCAGGACACCCAAACAAUUGUAUGAUGAAACUGAUUUUCCUUCCAGUAAGCAAAAGUUAAGCUGGAGUUAUAUUUCUUGUCAAUUGUUUGUUUGUUCCCAUCUACU
Molecule: messenger RNA, 700 nt
Organism: Tyto alba (common barn owl)
Lineage: Eukaryota; Metazoa; Chordata; Aves; Strigiformes; Tytonidae
Gene: ADIRF
Product: adipogenesis regulatory factor
Exons: 3
Coding region: 58-288 (76 amino acids)
Biological process (GO): positive regulation of fat cell differentiation
Cellular component (GO): nucleus
Source: RefSeq, a predicted model, not a curated record